Eriocheir sinensis (Chinese mitten crab) is the source of this 1230-nucleotide messenger RNA. Its product is annotated as protein PIF-like. The coding region runs from base 1 to 1230 and encodes 409 amino acids. The record is from RefSeq and is a predicted model, not a curated record. Lineage: Eukaryota; Metazoa; Arthropoda; Malacostraca; Decapoda; Varunidae. The transcript has a single exon.
AUGAAGUAUAAGGAUGAAAAGGAAGACGCGAACGUGAAGUAUAAGGAUGAGAAGGAAGACGCGAACUUGAAGUAUAAGGAUGAGAAGGAAGACGCGAACGUGAAGUAUAAGGAUGAAAAGGAAGACGCGAACGUGAAGUAUAAGGAUGAGAAGGAAGACGCGAACUUGAAGUAUAAGGAUGAGAAGGAAGACGCGAACGUGAAGUAUAAGGAUGAGAAGGAAGACGCGAACGUGAAGUAUAAGGAUGAGAAGGAAGACGCGAACGUGAAGUAUAAGGAUGAGAAGGAAGACGCGAACGUGAAGUAUAAGGAUGAGAAGGAAGACGCGAACGUGAAGUAUAAGGAUGAGAAGGAAGACGCGAACUUGAAGUAUAAGGAUGAGAAGGAAGACGCGAACGUGAAGUAUAAGGAUGAGAAGGAAGACGCGAACGUGAAGUAUAAGGAUGAGAAGGAAGACGCGAACUUGAAGUAUAAGGAUGAGAAGGAAGACGCGAACGUGAAGUAUAAGGAUGAAAAGGAAGACGCGAACGUGAAGUAUAAGGAUGAAAAGAAAGACGCGAACGUGAAGUAUAAGGAUGAAAAGGAAGACGCGAACGUGAAGUAUAAGGAUGAAAAGAAAGACGCGAACGUGAAGUAUAAGGAUGAGAAGGAAGACGCGAACGUGAAGUAUAAGGAUGAGAAGGAAGACGCGAACGUGAAGUAUAAGGAUGAGAAGGAAGACGCGAACGUGCAGUAUAAGGAUGAGAAGGAAGACGCGAACGUGAAGUGUAAGGAUGAGAAGGAAGACGCGAACGUGAAGUAUAAGGAUGAGAAGGAAGACGCGAACAUGCAGUAUAAGGAUGAGAAGGAAGACGCGAACGUGAAGUAUAAGGAUGAGAAGGGAGACGCGAACGUGAAGUAUAAGGAUGAAAAGGAAGACGCGAACGUGCAGUACAAGGAUGAGAAGGAAGACGCGAACGUGAAGUAUAAGGAUGAGAAGGAAGACGCGAACGUGAAGUAUAAGGAUGAAAAGAAAGACGCGAACGUGAAGUAUAAGGAUGAAAAGGAAGACGCGAACGUGCAGUAUAAGGAUGAGAAGGAAGACCCGAACGUGAAAUAUAAGGAUGUGAAGGAAGACGCGAACGUGAAGUAUAAAGAUGAAAAGGCAGAUGCGAACGUGCAGUAUAAGGAUGAGAAGGAAGACGCGAACGUGCAGUAUAAGGAUGAGAAGGAAGACGCGAACGUGAAGUAG